This is a messenger RNA of Rhinocladiella mackenziei CBS 650.93, 1281 nucleotides long. RefSeq names its product tRNA pseudouridine(55) synthase. Bases 1 to 1281 code for a protein of 426 amino acids. The transcript is spliced from 2 exons. Gene Ontology annotation, molecular function: pseudouridine synthase activity; RNA binding. NCBI's taxonomy places the organism in Eukaryota, Fungi, Ascomycota, Eurotiomycetes, Chaetothyriales, Herpotrichiellaceae. Gene Ontology annotation, biological process: mRNA pseudouridine synthesis; tRNA modification. The record is from RefSeq and is a predicted model, not a curated record. Gene Ontology annotation, cellular component: mitochondrion.
AUGGCUCAGCCGUCCGUCAAGGUCCUUGAGGGCGUCUUUGCCAUUAGCAAACCACCAAGCUUGUCCUCUGCCCAAGUCCUUCGAGACCUUCAGCAUAAGUUUGCUGAAUCCCAAACCUUUGCACCGUUGCUUCACCAGACAAAGAGGGCGCGAGAAGAGCAAGAACGGCGCCAACCGAAGCGGCGCAAAAGCAGCAAUGACCAAAUCUUCAAGAUGGGCCACGGUGGCACCCUGGAUCCUCUGGCGACAGGAAUUUUGAUUGUCGGAAUCGGCAGAGGAACCAAGCACCUCUCUGACUUUCUUGGUUGUAAAAAGACCUACGAGACAGUGGUACUUUUCGGCAAGAGCACGGACACGUACGACGUGAUGGGCAAAAUUAUCGCAGAGUCUCCAUCAAAAGACAUACCCAAAAACAUCGUCCAGGAGCAAGUCCACAAAUUCCGUGGCAAAAUGAAGCAGAUUCCUCCCAUAUAUAGCGCAAUCAAGAUUGAGGGCAUGAAGUUAUAUGAUUAUGCCAGAAGCGGCAAGGAAUUGCCUCGAGAGUUGGAGAGCCGGGAUGUUGAAUUAUACGAAUGUUCUUUACUCGAAUUCUACAGACCUGGCGAGCACGAUUUUCGAUGGCCGGCAGAGCAGGCCGACGACGAAGAGAAAGCUAUAGCCAAAAAGCUCCUGGACGGAGCCGAAUCGACCAAGAAGGCAAUGGCCGAAGAAGCUCAACAGCAGCCCCUGAACAGCUCUCGAGGCGAAGAAAAUCCAGAUGUUGGAAUCAAUGACUUCCCGCCGAAGACAAAGGCUGCAAUGCAUAUUCAUCACCUUCCCACUCAGGACCCGUUUCCUGCUGAGGCCUCUGCUGCACGCAUUCGCCUGACAGUUAGCAGUGGUUUCUACGUGCGGUCGUUUGCUCAUGACUUUGGGCUUGCUUGUGGUACUUAUGGAACAAUGGCUUCCUUGGUGCGAAGUCAACAAGGCAAUUUUACUACCCUUGAGCCUGUUCCCGAGGGCUAUAGUCCUACGCUCACGUACAAGGACAUGGAAGCCGGGGAAGAUGUAUGGGGUCCCAAAAUCAUUCCGGUCUUAGAAAAAUGGUUAGAGAUACAUCCGGAGCCGUCAGUUCAAAAUCGUAUCGAUGAUCGGGACCGGCCGAAGAAGAAAUUUUCCUACAAGAGCGGCCAGGGGUUUCAAGGCCGUGGCGGCGGGUCGAAGAGGACAUGGAGUGAUCGAGAAGAGGAGGAUAGGUCUCGUCCUUCGAGGAGACGUAAUAGUUCGUCGCCAGAAGCAUGA